AUGAAUGUCGAUAAUUACGGUUGGGAAAGCAGCUUAUCAAUGAUUGCCAACGAGCAGACUCGAACGGCAGUGCCACGUCACGGGCAUGGAGAGGUUCCUGUCCUCUUGAGACCCGUUUUUAUGAAUGCUGUCGAAGUUGGAUAUUCAUACGCCCAUUGUGACCGUGACAAGAAGCUAAACGUGCGCGGUGUCACAAUUGCCCUCUGGUAUUUCAUCUGUCGUGGUCAUCAGGCAAUCGCUCUUCUACCGUACUGCUUCAAAAAUUAUGCGGAAAAAUCGUCGCGCUACUCGGAACUGAUGAUGCUCUAUCGUCUGAAUCUCAUCGAGUUCACGCCGGGUUACGGUACGGAAAAAUAUGCGGAAGUCAAUCGAAUUAUGGUUAGUCGAGCAUACGAAACGGGCGGUUGUCUGGUGGCAAGAUCUCAAAUGCAAGGCAUCACGGACAACAAGUCGCAUUUGGUGGAUCUUGUUGAGAAUCGCCUUCUGAUGCCAACUUUCAACGGCGAUGACAUUAUGUUUCCAAUCGACGGUCCCUUGGGUAGAAAUGGUCCUUCCCUUCAGCAAACUCUCCAGUGUGAACAAGGAUCCGGAGACUGGAGAUCGUGUUCUGAACAUCAACUUUUGCUCUCGGAUCAACGUCAUUGGUUGGAGAAACUGGCGUUGUUGGUGCCAGAGAAAGUGAUUUGGACUCGGAUGACACAACUGAUUCAAGCGGGGGGAACUGAGGAUACCACGGAUUAUGAGAAUGAACCACCGAUGCCUUCAUCUCCUCCAGUAGACAACCCAUUCCAUCGCUCACCAUCCCAACAUCAGCAGAUUCAGCAGAUAUCCCCAUCCAACUCUUCUAUCAACAAUGACGCCUCUUCCUACCAACAUCAGGAAUCAUCUCCGCCAUCGCAUCAUCACCAUCAAUACCAACCACACAGUCCACAACAGCAUCAUCACCUUCAGAAUCCUCAUCAAUUCCAACAACAUCACCGUCGACCAGUCCGUCGUUACUAUCACUAUGGUCAUAAUAAUUACCAUCACUAUAACAACAACCAUCAUCAUAAUAAUCGGGAUUAUAAUCGUGAUUAUAAUGGAAAUUGGAACAAUCCGAAUGGUCCAGGAAGCAGUGGAAGCAAUGGAGGAUCAACUAGACUUUUGAUUCGGUAUGGAUCAUCUCCACCGAAAGUUGUGAACCAUCAUCAUCAUGGUGGAAGGUACCAUGGGGGAGGACGUCUUCAACAAUUGCAACGAAUGGAACAUAUGAAGCAUUCGGAUACCACGGAAUCGGCAGAGUCCACGGAUAGCACACAGUCUGGCGAGUUUGAGAGCCCAGCCCACUCGAUCGAAAUGGACGAGGAUGUGGCUCUCCACCCGCGUGAUUUCCAAAUUUCCGACAAUCUCAAAUUCCACUUGCUCGUCGAGAAAUGCAUCAACGAGCCGGAUCAAGAAGGAGAUGGUGGCGAAUUUGCCGAUAUUUGGGCGCCAGAAUCUUCUGGAACGCUUCUUUCUACUGGAACGUCUUCUGGAGCAUCUUCUGAAGACUCGAAUAUUGUAGUGAUCGAGGAGAAUCUUAUCGAUUUUUCCGAUCCUCCACUGAUUCCAACAACUGGUCCGAUUGACGGAAUUCGUGAAAUUCAAGGAGCAAUCCACCAACUUGUCGAUUUGAUGUUUUAA
This is a messenger RNA of Caenorhabditis briggsae, 1662 nucleotides long. Gene Ontology annotation, molecular function: RNA endonuclease activity; mRNA binding. Gene Ontology annotation, cellular component: cytoplasmic ribonucleoprotein granule; nucleus. Bases 1 to 1662 code for a protein of 553 amino acids. The record is from RefSeq and is a predicted model, not a curated record. The transcript has 6 exons. NCBI's taxonomy places the organism in Eukaryota, Metazoa, Nematoda, Chromadorea, Rhabditida, Rhabditidae.